Teleopsis dalmanni is the source of this 3728-nucleotide messenger RNA. RefSeq names its product DNA ligase 1. NCBI's taxonomy places the organism in Eukaryota, Metazoa, Arthropoda, Insecta, Diptera, Diopsidae. The record is from RefSeq and is a predicted model, not a curated record. The transcript is spliced from 9 exons. Bases 240 to 2591 code for a protein of 783 amino acids.
GCAGGGUAGUGUUUUGCAUUGCGAAAUCCGUUUCCCAUGGGGCGGCUACCAAAUUUGAGUUGAGAUAUAUAAAGUUUUAUUUUUAAAAAGUGAAGAGUUAUUAAAACUAGAUUAAGAAAACUUUGUAUCUUUCAAAAAUUGUGUAGAGCAAGUAGACAGACCACAGUGAGAAAGAAAAGAUUGAUUUAUCCGACAGCACAAUUUCAGUUUAAAAGGAAGAUACGAUUAUAAGGCCGACAAUGAUGAGCACAUUUUGUUGGCUGUCGCUUCUAAUAUGGAUGGCAAAUGGUUCAUGGGCUCAACGUUCUCCAUACUCUUUGCAAGCAGCUGUGGAUGAGUUACACCAUCGCGAGGCUGCUAAAUAUCCCCUUAACGCACCGCCUACACAGCAACAUUUCUUCGGCAGCGCAAUGGGCAGUGCUUCUGAACAGGAUUACUGGGAUGAAGAUAUCGAUUCCCCAGCAAACACCUACAACAAAAACCGUAACCGUCAUAGAGUAAACAAUCUGCUAGCCAAGUAUUUGGAACGUGAGAAUUAUGAUGCCGAUCAUGGUGGAUUGUCCUUAGGACCAUUUGGUGGCUACGAAUUUGAUGAGGAUAAUAAUAACUUUCCUAACUAUCCCGAAGAAACCAAACGUUCGUCAUACUUUAGAGAACGUGACAAUAAGUAUGAUUCAGGACCCGUAUCAGUAUUUCGAGAGCGUGAUGCUCAAGUAUCUAAUGGACCAGAACAUGCAGAGCUUACUGAACAGUUCUUACGAGAAAUUGAGGAGACACAAGAACAUGAACGAGAGGAGCGCUAUAAGGAAGCUUUACGCCACCUUUGGGAAAAAUACCAACAACAAGAAAAUGAUAUUGAAGGCGAUUUGUUUGAGGAAAAGAAACGAAUUAGGACUCCCCCAUACUACAUGUUAAUGCAGAAAAAACGAUCAUAUCCAGUACUUCCUUGGCUGCCAUACUCGGAGCAAAAAAAACGUUUUCCAGUCGCUAAGCGCUCUACUAAACGUUCACUUCCUAAUGAAGAAGCACAAUUUGGUAAAACGGACGAAAAAGUUGCACAAGAAUUAAGUGAGUUAUUUGGUACAUCGGAUGAUGAAAAGAAGAAGCGCUCCAUUAAUCAGGAAAAUAAAGUGUCCACUACAAAUAUACCCAACACUUCUGCUCCAAAUGAUAUGCAUUUAGAAACACCAAUGAGGAAAAAUAAUUUGACUGAAGAAAGUGCUAGAGUUGUACCACAGGCAACAGCAGUUAGCUCACAACAUAGCCAUCAACAUGGUCAUGCUGGUUAUCAUGGUCACACUCAUACUGACCAUAAGCACAAAAAACGUAGCCAUUCACCAGAUAGUCAUGAAGAACCCGAAGAUUCGGAAGAACAUGAUGAUGAACAUGAGGAGGAGGAAGAGGAAGAAGAACAUGAAGAUUUCGAAGAAGAAGAGGAAGAAGAACGUAAAAAGAAAAGAGAUCUCACAGCUAUGAAGAAGAAAAGAACUGUAGGUGAAGUUUUGCAACAGCGACAGAUCCUUCCAGAUGAUUUAACCAACUUACGUAAAAAGAAGUCAAUACAAUGGUCAAAGUAUUUUGGACUUGAUAGAAAAAAGAAAGCUGUAAAGAGGGAAAAUAAAUUGGAAAUAAACGAUGAUGAACUCAAUGCGGAAGAAAAAAAGAAACGAGACCUCGAUAUUGAUAAAUUAGACAACAUGGAUAGAAAACUACAAUCAAUUGAAGACUUUAUUAUUGAUGAGACUAUUAAAUACACCGGUGCACAUGAAGGAAUAGCUAAUCCGGAAGAAAUUCGUCGGCUUAAAGAUCACGUACUUUCACGUCUAGCUACUGCAUAUAGUCUAGAAAAAAUGCGUAGAGCUUUAGAAAAAUUGCGUCAAUCUGUUGAUAAUGAAAAUCACUUGUUGCGAAAUGUCAUAGAUCCAGAAAAAAGAAAUGAAGACAUUGAAAACCAAAUCGAUAACGAAAAACGCUUAUCUAUAAAAAAGGAGAAAGCUCCCGAAAUAGAGAACCCACAUGGUUCGUUAAGUGAUGAAAAAAUCAAGGAGCUUAACUCUAUUGUGAUGAUUAAUGGGAAUAAAGCUCAUGGAAGAAAUGUUGUUGAUGAUAUGGAUGGAGAUAUGGAAGAAAUGAGGAAAAAGAAAAAGCGCAAUGGUUACUUACGUUAUCCUGAAUUACCAAAUGGAAUUAAUGGAUUUGAUGUAGGAAUGGGUGGAGCACGUUACGAGUCAUUAAACGAUGCUUAUUUAGGAAAUAAAAAUUAUAUUUUUGGCUCAAAUCAGUGUCCAUUAAUCGAGUCGAUGGCUGAACGGUGUCGUGGGGUUGAUUUAUUAAGUGGAGAUAUUAAUCAAGAGCUUCUACCCAUAUGUGGCGUCCACCAAAUAUGUUAUUUAUGCGGUACCUCCCAAGUGGCUUGCGAUUAUCAGUAUUUAGCGGAAGCUGAGAGCAUUUGCGGCGCAAAUAAUGAUUGCGAAGCUGCAGCUCGUUCUGUUUUGAUGAUAUUGCGAGGAUCUUCGGUGCCUCAGUUGGGUCCAAAAGAAUGUCUUAAAAAUCCAUGCUUGUAUAGUGCGAUGCGCGAAAUCGGGCUUUAAAGAUCUGAAAGAAGUUAUGUACAAAUGAAAAGCCUAUUGUUUAUAAAUAUUAGAAACGAACACACAAAGUGAAUUGCAAAAUGAAGUUAAUAAAUUGUAUAACAAAUCUAUAUUAUUCCAUAUAAAUGCAAAUAUAUAUAUAUAUACAUAUAUAUUAAAAAUGAACGGAUUUCUGUUUAAUAGAACUUAAAAUACUAAUUUACAAACUAAAUCAAAAUAUUUGAAAUAUAUUUUAUUUUAGAGAAAUUUUACACACUAAACAUUAAAGCUAAAAUCAAAUAAAAUAAAAAAUAUUCGUAAUAUGAAAAAUUGAUGUGUAACCACUAAAGUGGAUAGGAAUCAAAGAGAACAGAAAAUGUAAAGAACUCUAUAUUAUAAUAUAUAAAAUAUAAAAUAUAAUAACCAUAUUUAAAGUUAUAUUGCAUAUAUAGUAUUGAGUGUAAUUUGAAAUUUUAAUAAAUGUUUAUAUGUUUCGUAAACUUAACCACUGAAUUUAAGAAGCAUUCCAUAUAAUCAUAUAAUGUAUAACCAUCUAUAUGUUUAAAUGUAAGCACAUAUAUAUUAUAGACCUAGACACUUAGAUAACAUAUAUAAAAGAUAUAUAACUUAUGUAAUUGAACAAAACAAACUUAUUAUUAUAUAUGGUAUGUGUUGUAUUCACUAAUUUUCAUUUUAAAUUUCAAAUGCAAGAAAUAAGUAUUUGAUCAAGAAAACAUAUGGCAGCUACAAAAUGGUUUUAUUAUAUUGAAUAUUUGGCACGUUAAAUGCUUAUGUAGUUUACAAAGGAGCGACAGGAUCUAGUCUCGACGCUCAUGCCACACAGAAUGCAUACGAAGCACAGUCCAGGCAUUUGUAACCCAGAGUAGAUCUACAUAUAUAAUCCCCAUAUUUAGAGCAUUCAUCAACUUAUAUAAGCAUUAAUUGUAAUAUUUUGUCCAAAUUCAUAUAAUAGAACUCCAUUAGAAGUACACGCAUGAGCAGAUAUUAGAGUAUUAAAUAACUCAUACAUUUAUAGUAAGUAAAGCAUAUAAUAAAUCUAAAUCACAUGUUCUCAAUACGUUUUUGCUCCGUGCAGAUACGCAUAAAUUUAUUUAUAAUAAUCAAAGUGUUUAUAAAACAAAUAUGUAUGUAAUUUUA